CCAGAGAUGCACAGGAUCAGACACUUGUGUAUGUGUUUGAUGACCCUUUGGAUCUCUUUGAACAAGAAUGAAGAAAACUUGGUUGAUGCUUGUAUGAUCACUUAUGCAAAUCAAACACUUUCAGAAGAUUUAAUAAUCAAAGAGAACACACUCUCCAGUUUUAUUUAUCCACUCGCCGCAAGAGCCAGCGUGACUUCCCAGUUGGUUGCCUUUGUCAUAGAAGUUAAGAUAUGUGACAGUGGAUCGUCCUACAGUGCCUGCAACUGCCGAUGGCUGCAGAACAGGGACGCCGUGUGCAAAGGUCAAAGGUACAAUGCCACCUGCUGGGCGGACAACUCCGAAAUGCAUUUUUCGCUUCUCAUUAAAAGAACAUACAGUGAUGUUAUGUGGGAGCUCUUGCGACAGAACUACACUCCACUUGUACUGAAGCACUCUAGCCUGCAAGUAACCUACCCUCCAAUUAUCACGGGCUUGCAUAUAAAUGGACAAAAGGUCAAUGGAACACACCUUGUUGGGGAGAACCAGGAGGUCAUAUUCUCUUGUUUCUUCCUAAAUGGCAAUCCCCCAGUCACCAUUCGCAUGGUGGAUGACGGUGGACACACCUUAAGUUCAACUGGGAACCGAGAAGGUCCUCUCACUCUCUCUCGAGAUAUUCGAUGCAACGAAGUGUGGCCGACCAUCAGAUGUGAGGCACCAGGCUCGGAACUUAACAAAUCGGUGGCCAUUCUUGUCAAAUGUUUGCCUCGGUUCUUCCCAUUGUCUAGUGAAUUCUUAGACCUGACAAGAGUUUUACGCAAAGGCUUGACACUUCCACUAAAAUCCUACACAAGGAAUAUCAGUAAAUGUCUCAUGACUACAUUGCUCCUACUCUCUCCUAACAAGGAAGUGGCAUGCGAGGUUAGCGGAAGUGUGCCGGACCUCAACUUGACCCUUCGCUUUGCUGCCAAUACUACGAUUGGGGAGGGCAUUUGGACAUUACAUGCUUUAUCAGAGCUAGGAUUUUCCAACAUAACGAUUGGACUCGUCAACAGCACCUCCAAAUUUUAUGGUCGGUGGCCUGAACAAGGCAAUGGUGGAAAUGGGCGAAAGACAAGUAAGUUAAUAUUUAAAAAUACUAUAGUAAUCGUAAUAAUAGCAACAGUUAAUGUUAUUAAAUAUAAUUAUCAAUAAUAUUAAAGACACAAUCAAAGUAGAAAGGGGCAGAGAAUUCCAAGCAAUGCCAAUGGCAUCUUCUGUAGAGCUGCCCCUUUCAAGGACGAAAAAAACAAACUAUGGAAGGUAGGUAGAAAGGUCGUCUAAAACGCGAAGAGUUUUCUCCGAGAAAGGCCAAAUAAAUACGAAAACGAUUUUACAUCAGCUCUUUUGCAAACGACAACAAGCUUUGAAUGAGAACAGGGGUGGGCAAAGUAGAGUCCGCGGACUUGAAUUGCUAGAGUUGUUGUGUUGUCUCAGCAAGAGUUUUUAAUAUAUUACCGGCCCGAUAUAGUUUAG
This is a messenger RNA of Pomacea canaliculata, 1491 nucleotides long. RefSeq lists its product as uncharacterized. The coding region runs from base 7 to 1170 and encodes 387 amino acids. The transcript has 5 exons. Lineage: Eukaryota; Metazoa; Mollusca; Gastropoda; Architaenioglossa; Ampullariidae. The record is from RefSeq and is a predicted model, not a curated record.